Neocloeon triangulifer is the source of this 2184-nucleotide messenger RNA. Its product is annotated as eEF1A lysine and N-terminal methyltransferase homolog. The coding region runs from base 114 to 2144 and encodes 676 amino acids. The transcript has 9 exons. NCBI's taxonomy places the organism in Eukaryota, Metazoa, Arthropoda, Insecta, Ephemeroptera, Baetidae. The record is from RefSeq and is a predicted model, not a curated record. Gene Ontology annotation, molecular function: S-adenosylmethionine-dependent methyltransferase activity.
AUGCGAAUACACAAACACGCCUUCACUAAAGCAGCACGCGAUUUUCUGACUAGUACUGCGUCUCGCCGGUUGUUGGAUAAUAAUUAUCUUCCUAAUUCGGGUCCUUAUUGAAAAUGAACCUCCUCCCGAAGGCCAAGGCUGAAUUCUCCGAGACCUCGUACUGGGAGAACUUUUUCAAAAAGCGAGGAACAAAAGCUUUCGAUUGGUAUGGCGAGUACCCUGAGCUGUGCAACCUGAUUCAUAAGUACAUCAAACCGAAGGACGACAUUCUCGUCGUUGGCUGCGGCAACUCAACUUUGAGCGCCAGCAUGUACGAUGUUGGCUAUAGGAGCAUGACGAACAUUGACACAAGCUCGGUGGUCAUCAGACAAAUGCGAGACACGCAUUCCAAGACUAGACCAGGCCUGGUUUUUGAACAGAAGGACGCCAUGGACACUGGUUACGCCGACAGCCACUUCAGCGUCGUCCUGGACAAAGGAACGUUGGACGCCCUCAUGCCGGACAGUGAGGAGUCCACCCUUACGCAAAUCAAUCGAUUCUUUAAGGAAAUUGACCGAGUCCUUCGAGUUGGAGGGCGUUACAUUUGUGUGAGUCUACUGCAGCCGCACAUUCUGCACCACCUGAUGCAAAGGUUCCCCGUCCAGGCACCUGAAGGUUUUGGGUGGCCUCUGAGGAUUUGUCUUUGUCCAGAGGCGAGUGCUGCCAACGCCCAAUCGUCUGGUGGUGGCCUUUCAAUGCCAGUUUUCUUUGUCGUUUGCACCAAGUUCAAAGCAAUACCAGGAAUGAAAAGCAUAACAGAAAUCAGUCUUUCUGACCAACACAUAAUGAGAACGGAACCGGAUGAGAUCAAAGAGCAAAUCGUCUCUCUGCACCAGGCAGCCCUGGUGGCCUGGAAACUGAGGACACAGAAACAGGUGCCUGGCGGGGAAGAGAACAAAGACGACCUGAGCAUCCACCUUCACAGACUUGGGGAUGAGAAGCCGAGAUUUACCCUCAGAAUUGUGGAUAGACCUACCUCAAAUAAAGGUGCAGCUCACAAAUUUGCAGCUUUUGUUGUUCCGCAAGGAAGGGAGACGGAAUAUUUAUUCUCUUCGGCUGAGGGACAAAAGCAGCUAAUCAGCAUGACAGGGGCAGACAGAUUGAUUCUUGUCUUUCUGCACCGAGGACAAGCAUACGAAAGUGUGAACAGCAUCAGAGAAGAACUUGCGUCCAGCAUUGUCCAGUUAGCCCCUCAAGGGAUGCCUCCAAACACACAGAUUCCAUUUUUAUCCUGUGGAGACGAUAUGGGUCACAGAGAAGUCAUUUACGAAGGGCACAGUGAAUUUUCGGGAGAUUUUGUUGUUGAAGAUGUUGUGUGCGACGGAGGAGAAACCUUCAGAAAACUGGUGUUUCUGUCCAACCAGGGCGUAGUUCAAUCUGAGGCUCUUUUGAAAAAUUUGAGAAACAGAUCAAAAAAUGUCAACUUGUCCGUCGACACCUCUUACCUUGCCUGUGAUCACCACCGACUGAUGACCCUAGGAUUAGCUCUCUACGAAAAGCCAGAAGUGCUUGUGAUUGGCCUUGGGGGAGGGGGUCUUUGCUCCUUCAUCAAUAGAUGCUUUCAAAGUUGCCAUUUGACGGCUGUCGAGAUUGACCCAGCAAUGCUUAUGGUGGCCCAAAAGUAUUUUAACCUCACCCAGAGUGAAAGGUCUAAAGUUCAAAUUGGGGACGGGCUUCAGUUCAUCAAGGAUGCUGCCUUGAGUGGCCAAAAGUUUGAUGCAGUUUUGUUUGAUGUUGACAAUAAGGACACAUCUAUUGGUAUGAGUUGUCCGCCAAAAGAAUUUGUUACGAUGGAAGUUCUCCAAAAAGUUGAAAGUAUCCUCUGUGAAAAUGGCGUUUUUAUAUUGAAUUUGGUGUGCAGAGAUCCAACACUCAAGAUCAAGACUAUGAAGGAUUUGGUCGUGUGCUUCAAAUCUGUGGCUUCUAUUCCUUUAGAAGACGAAGUGAAUGAUGUUGUAUUCUGCUCAACUAGGAAAACACCCGAGGAUCUGGAAAAGUGGAUAAAAGAGUCUGCAAAAAAGGCCAACGCCCUUGCUAAGAAAUCGAAAGUUAAAGACGAGCUCUUAGACAUUGGAAAACUUUUCAAAAGCUUAACUUUGAUGUAACAAUUUAUAAUAAAAUUUAUACAAAUUUCACAAACUUGUU